This is a messenger RNA of Necator americanus (New World hookworm), 1044 nucleotides long. RefSeq lists its product as uncharacterized. The coding region runs from base 1 to 1044 and encodes 347 amino acids. Lineage: Eukaryota; Metazoa; Nematoda; Chromadorea; Rhabditida; Ancylostomatidae. The record is from RefSeq and is a predicted model, not a curated record. The transcript has 10 exons.
AUGCUGUCGUACAAAACAGCAUUCUGGAAGCGGCUGUCUGCAAUGAUGCAGGGAGAGAUGAGCGGAACUACUGCCGUCUCCAUAAUCUACGACCCCGUAUACGGUUACUCCACCUGGGGAAAAAGCCAUCACACGCUUGACCUUGGCUAUGACGUCACUUUUAUUUUCGCUAUGGAAACUGCCAUUUUCGCUCCGGAGAAUCGACAUUACUUGUUCAGGCAUGUGCUCACCGCGAACGGUCAAGCACGCAGUAUCGUCUCGGAUUGUGGAAAGAAAGGAAAAUGUUUGAAUGGACAAUGUGUUCUUGACAGAUGUCUAGGCAUUACAUGCGCUGAGGGCGAGCUGUGCCGUGAUGGCGAUUGCGUUAAACGAUGCACUCUUCUUUCCUCUUCAUUGUUUGAGUUUUGGUCGCUAUCAAAAACGCCUCCGACUUAUGUAGCCGAGACGUUCUGCUUGGGACAUGCAGAUUGUGGACCGGACAUGGACUGUCGAUCGAAUCGAUGCCGUAUCAGAACUCCCGAACCGAUCUGUAACUGUCAACCACACGAAAUUUGUCAUCAUGGACAAUGUUAUCCUAAUACUCAAUGCACUUCGAUAUUCUGCGGUAAAGGUUCUUACUGUGUAGAUGGGAAAUGUGUGAACGGGAUUGGAGUGGAUUGUCGAGAAGAAAAUUGCCGCGGUGGAACCGCUUGCGUGAAUGGAGUUUGUGUUCUUGACCCAUGUCCAGCUAGCUGUCCAGCGGACCAAUCGUGUCGUCUAGGCGAGUGUCGUAUUAUGGAAGGACUUCCUUGCGUAGCUGAAUGUAGCGGACCUUACACGUGCGUUGACGGACACUGCAGAAGAAACGACUGUGAACGACGUGUCUGUCAACUGGGAGAAGCUUGUGAGGGCGGACAGUGCCAUAAGGUAACAGGGCGGUUCUGCACGUGGGCGCCACGAGAUUGUGGUCACGCUUUUUCGUGCAAGGACAAUCAAUGUGUUGAUCUGCUCACACCAACUGCCACGAUCCCUCCGCACCAAGACAAUCAAUUGCCAAACAAAUAA